Molecule: messenger RNA, 585 nt
Organism: Humulus lupulus (European hop)
Lineage: Eukaryota; Viridiplantae; Streptophyta; Magnoliopsida; Rosales; Cannabaceae
Exons: 1
Coding region: 1-585 (194 amino acids)
Molecular function (GO): nucleic acid binding
Source: RefSeq, a predicted model, not a curated record
AUGGCACCAUACUUGGCAAAGGCUCAAGAAAUGCUGCACAACUUCCAAAAAUUCACUAUUCUGCAAGUGCCGAGGGAACAAAAUUCCAAUGUGGACGCCCUGGCAAAGCUAGCUACCACCAAAGACGUUGAAUUAAUGAGCGUGGUCCCCAUCAACUACUUGGAUUCUCCGAGUAUCAUGGCUCCAAACGAGGUGGAAACAGUACAACCCCAAGAUGGGUGGAUGGAGCCGAUAAUUAAGUACCUCGUCUCCGAGGAGUUGCCCCAGGACAAGAAGGCUGCCCGGAAGUUGCUAAUCCAAGUGCCGAUGUAUAUAAUUAUGGAUAAUAGGCUUUACAAGCGAGGCUAUUUGUUGCCCUUGCUUCGGUGCAUGUCCAGGAAAGAAGCCAGUUCAGUACUGCGAGAGGUACAUGAAGAUUUCUGCGGUAAUCACGCCGGGGGGAAAAGCCUUUCCAAGAAGAUAUUAAGACAAGGAUAUUUUUGGCCCACCAUGAAUGGGGAUGCAAUGGAUUAUGUUAAAAGAUGUGAAAAUGCUAGUGUUUCACCAACAUCCCCCGAGCACCUCCAAAUGAGCUUACUCAAAUGA